This is a messenger RNA of Doryrhamphus excisus (bluestripe pipefish), 862 nucleotides long. RefSeq names its product transmembrane protein 238-like. NCBI's taxonomy places the organism in Eukaryota, Metazoa, Chordata, Actinopteri, Syngnathiformes, Syngnathidae. The record is from RefSeq and is a predicted model, not a curated record.
GGCAGUGACGUCACAAACAGGGCGUGGUUUACUCGCGAGGAAAAGGAGCACCGCUCAGGUGUGAAGUCCGCGACAUGUGACAAAAAAGCUUUAAAGGGUCGAGCGGCGUUCCGCGCGGCCGCGCUAUGGCUGACAGCUGCGUGGGAAAGUGCGCGCCCGUAUUCCUUCUCGCCGUGGUUUUUGAUGCCGCCGGUCUGGUUGUUCUUCUCGUGGGCAUCUUUGGCAACCUGAACGUGGACGGACGCUUCUACGGAGAUUUCCUCAUCUACACGGGGUCGCUGGUUAUCUUCCUCAGCCUGGUGUGGUGGGUUCUGUGGUACACCGGCAACGUCCGCUUGGGCGCCGACCACAGGAGAAGUUCCCUGGACGUCCGCUUCACCAACUGGGCGAGGAAGAUCUCAGAGAGGUUCUCGAGAAGCGCAAUCAAGUCUCAGGAGAAGAACAAUUCCGGGAAGGACGUGAGAGGAGUCUUACCUUGUGGUGCGCACACCAGGAUUACGUGGGAAUUGAACGGCACCGGGGCCGUGGGUCAGGACAACAGGGGGUUCGAUGGGGGCUCCGAAUGCGUGCCAAACGUGGAGUUGGGGGAGUUGAGGAACUCUGAUGUGAAGCUCCAGACUGUGGAGAGCAAAGAGGAGAAGCUGCUCUGACGUGGUCAGACUCCCCAGAACCAAUGGACUGGACUAUCGGUACUGCUUUUCAAAGACUGAACACUUUUUUUUUUUCAAGACAAGCUCCCACUGAAGGCAAAAGGACUGCACGCAGAAGAAGAAAAUGUAUUUCAUAUGUAAAUAGCAAUUUAUUUUUAUUUUUGUAAAGGUGAAUAUUUUUGCUGGAAUAAAGUUUAGCAAUAGCAAUUGCA